Molecule: messenger RNA, 642 nt
Organism: Lathyrus sativus (Indian pea)
Lineage: Eukaryota; Viridiplantae; Streptophyta; Magnoliopsida; Fabales; Fabaceae
Source: the annotation of a GenBank genome assembly
AUGCCGCCUUCCCCUGCAAUGAGAUACUCUCUGGGGAAAGAGGCGAGAGGAGAUGGUCGUAAGCGGAGGCACAGUCUUGAAAGUGGAAUACUUCUCCGGGGGAAAGAUGACGAUCUUGCUUUGUUCAAUGAAAUGCAGACUAGAGAAAGAGACAGUUUUUUGCUUCAGUCUUCAGAUGACUUGGAAGAUUCAUUCGCUACAAGGUUGAGACAUUUAUCAGAUGUCAAUGUUGGAAUCUCCAUUCCUAGUCAGCGAGGAACUAGUGACUUGCUUAAUAUAGAUGGUGACAAUGAUGACUAUAACUGGUUAUUGACACCACUGGAUACGCCACUGUUUCCUUCAAUGGAUGAAGAUCCACCAUUUACUAAUGUUACAAGCAGAGGAAGGCGGAGUAAAUCCAUUUCCAUAUCAAAAUCUUCUACUAUGGAGAAAAGUUGUAGAAGCAGUAGGGGCAGUGCAAGUCCAAAUCGUUUAAGUCCAUCUCCUCGUUCGGGAACUAAUACAUCGCAAGCAGGAGGAAGGCCUUCAUCAUUGCCAAAUUACAGUCCAACUUCCUCAAGUUUACGAUAUGCUACUCCUACAAGAAGAUCAUCUCCACCUCCAAAUAAGACCUACAAGAAUCUUACAGGGGGAGGAUGCUGA